AUGGGUGAUGAUCUGCCCGCGGUGGAUGUGGGAAGCAACCGAAAAGUCAUCAAACUUGUGGUUGGUGCUCUGCACACGUGUGGCAUCUUGGACGACCAGUCCCUCAAAUGUUGGGGCUACGGUGCGAACCACAGACUGGGCUUUCUUCCCAAUGUUUACGGCGACAACAACGGCAAUGCUGGCGAUUCGCCGAACGAGAUGGGCAACUACUUGCCCAGUGUGGACUUUGGCAGCAGGCCAGUUCUUGAUGCUGAUGCGGGAGCAAUUUCGACAUGUGCCAUCAUCGAGGACCCCACGGAUGGCCGGCAAGUCACAUGCUUCGGGUUCAACUUCGAAGGGGUGCUUGGGCGGGGCAUUACAGAUGUGGACAGCAGCGCUGGGGGUGUGUACAUGCCGGUCAACCUGGGCACUGGCCUUUACCCAGUGCAAGUCGCAAUUGGCAAUGAUCAUACAUGUACUUUGCUGAGCUCUGGUGCCGUGAAAUGCUGGGGCCGAAGCCAAUUUGGGCAACUUGGCAUUGGCACGACGCUGAGCACAGGCAAUGGGCCCAAUGACAUGGGCGACAACUUGCCGGUGGUCAAUUUGGGUACUGACCAGGGCGCGCCUUUGAAGUCCAUCUACAUCGGGGCGGGCGCGUACCAUACAUGCGCCAUCCUGGAGACCGGAGGCGUCAAAUGCUGGGGCUACAACCCGCAGGGCCAAGCCCAGCCCGAUCUUUUGCCAGAUCAAGCCGUCGGGGAUGCCCUGAAUGAGCUGGGAGACAACCUGCCAACCAUCGACCUUGGUCCGGGCCGGACCGCUGUGGCGGUGGCUCCUGGUGACGGUCACACUUGCGCCCGCUUGGACAAUUCCGCAGUGCACUGCUGGGGCAACACUCAAGAUUUUGCCAGCUUCGACGUCUGA
Symbiodinium pilosum is the source of this 903-nucleotide messenger RNA. The record is from the annotation of a GenBank genome assembly. Lineage: Eukaryota; Dinophyceae; Suessiales; Symbiodiniaceae.